Molecule: messenger RNA, 1480 nt
Organism: Mesoplodon densirostris (Blainville's beaked whale)
Lineage: Eukaryota; Metazoa; Chordata; Mammalia; Artiodactyla; Ziphiidae
Gene: CORO2B
Product: coronin 2B
Exons: 12
Coding region: 38-1480 (480 amino acids)
Biological process (GO): actin filament organization
Molecular function (GO): actin filament binding
Source: RefSeq, a predicted model, not a curated record
CCGCGCCCGCGCCCCCGCACCGCCCCGGAGUUUCUGCAUGACUGUCACAAAGAUGUCCUGGCGUCCGCAAUACCGCAGCUCCAAGUUCCGGAACGUCUAUGGGAAGGUGGCCAACCGGGAGCACUGCUUCGACGGGAUCCCCAUCACCAAGAAUGUGCAUGAUAACCAUUUUUGCGCCGUCAAUGCCCGCUUCCUGGCCAUUGUCACUGAGAGCGCGGGAGGUGGCUCCUUCCUCGUCAUCCCCCUGGAACAGACGGGCAGGAUUGAACCCAACUACCCCAAGGUCUGUGGUCACCAGGGCAACGUGCUGGACAUCAAGUGGAACCCCUUCAUCGACAACAUCAUUGCCUCGUGCUCAGAGGACACGUCGGUGCGGAUCUGGGAGAUCCCCGAGGGCGGGCUGAAGCGGAACAUGACAGAGGCUCUUCUGGAGCUGCACGGGCACAGCCGGCGCGUGGGGCUGGUCGAGUGGCACCCUACCACCAACAACAUCCUGUUCAGUGCUGGCUAUGACUACAAGGUCCUCAUCUGGAACCUGGACGUGGGCGAACCGGUGAAGAUGAUAGACUGCCACUCGGACGUGAUCCUCUGCAUGUCCUUCAACACUGACGGCAGCCUGCUUACCACCACGUGCAAGGACAAGAAACUGCGUGUGAUCGAGCCCCGCUCCGGCCGCGUUCUGCAGGAGGCGAACUGCAAAAACCACAGAGUGAACCGGGUGGUCUUCCUGGGAAACAUGAAGAGGCUUCUCACGACGGGGGUCUCCAGGUGGAACACGAGACAGAUUGCCCUCUGGGACCAGGAGGACCUGUCCAUGCCCCUGAUCGAGGAGGAAAUCGAUGGGCUCUCCGGCCUCCUGUUCCCCUUCUACGACGCUGACACACACAUGCUCUACCUGGCUGGAAAGGGAGACGGAAACAUCAGGUACUACGAGAUCAGCACCGAGAAGCCCUACCUGAGUUACCUCAUGGAGUUCCGCUCCCCAGCCCCGCAGAAAGGCCUCGGGGUUAUGCCCAAGCACGGGCUGGAUGUGUCUGCCUGCGAGGUGUUCCGAUUCUACAAGCUGGUGACUCUCAAGGGCCUGAUUGAGCCUAUCUCCAUGAUCGUGCCCCGGAGGUCGGAUUCCUACCAGGAAGACAUUUACCCCAUGACGCCAGGCACAGAGCCAGCUCUGACCCCCGAUGAGUGGCUGGGAGGCAUCAACCGAGAUCCUGUGCUGAUGUCUUUGAAAGAAGGCUAUAAGAAGUCCCCCAAAAUGGUAUUCAAGGCUCCCAUCAAAGAAAAGAAGAGCGUUGUGGUCAACGGAAUAGAUUUAUUAGAAAAUGUCCCACCCAGGACAGAGAAUGAGCUCCUCCGGAUGUUCUUCCGGCAGCAGGAUGAGAUUCGGAGGUUGAAAGAGGAGCUGGCCCAGAAGGACAUCCGCAUUCGGCAGCUACAGCUGGAACUGAAAAACUUGCGCAACAGCCCCAAGAACUGUUAG